This is a messenger RNA of Drosophila novamexicana, 1008 nucleotides long. RefSeq lists its product as uncharacterized. Lineage: Eukaryota; Metazoa; Arthropoda; Insecta; Diptera; Drosophilidae. The record is from RefSeq and is a predicted model, not a curated record. Bases 664 to 993 code for a protein of 109 amino acids. The transcript has 2 exons.
ACUAACUUUUCAUUUGAAACCUGCUCAAAUUCAAGUUCUUAAAUUUUGUUCAAAAUGUGUAAAUUGUUGACCACUGUUGCAUUGCUGUUUAGGUUCGUUGGUCUUGUUUUGGGCUUUGCAGCAUCGAAAUAGAUACAGUUAAUGCCACAAAAUGAUGUCUAAUGACGGUUUCGUCUUACAUGACGAGCACCGGCGGCUGCUGCGGCUAAGACUGCGGCUCAAGCCAGAGACAGAGGCCUUUGGGCUCGGUUAGUUUGUGUAUCUAUUAAGUGCUGGUAAUUUAUAAUAUGCCCCAAGUGGGGUCCCAAGCUAAAGUUCAAUGGUGGCAGCUCUGUCGGUCUCUCUUUCUCACUUCCUGUAUCCGUAUGCCGCUUGUUAUUAUUAAUAAGCCAAUGGAUUGCGUACUUACCUUCAACUUUAGCCAGUGCCAAAACGGAUAUCGUUUGGAGUGCGGGCACCGCCCAGGCAACCAAAUGGAAUAAAUGAGAUUUAUUUUCAAUUGCCUCGUGGCCCCAUUUGAGUCCAGCGGCCAGGAACCACGCAAAGGCCAAACACGACCACCACGCAAAGGCGGCCAUACAACAGAAAUACAAUGCCAUGAAUAAUACGGUGCAGGCGGUGGUCUGACGAUGACCCUGCGAGAGAAUAAGAGUGCCGAGAAGGAUGUUGGUAAAUAAAAAAUGGAAUUCGUUUCACCUGCUCCACCGCGGCUCGAACUUUGGCUUGACUUACCUGCGUUAUGGUGGACAUCAUCUGCAGGCGUCCCAGCUUCACUGGCGGCGGAAAUGGUUCACGGCACGACACCGAAUCGCCCGCACCAAGUCCGGCCACAUAGGCACAGCCGACGACCAGAUAGCAAACGGCCAGAAAGACAAUCGCACGCUCUGGAUAACGAAAACGCGACGAGUCUAUCAGGAAGAUGCCGCGUCGCCGUUUUUCAUUGCCGACUGGCUUAAAAAUGCAUUAGGCGGAGAGGAGGACAGCAGAAGCUGAGGAUUCCGAUACGGG